UUGAUGAAUAUCAAUGUAGACAUUUAGACCAGUGGCUGGAGAGUCCAGUACUGAGGACAAUUUGAGAUGAGAUCAGAUUUUAUAGCUCUACAACACCAGAACGUUCUAGGCCUCUUUCUAGUUGCCCCAACUGGGAAGGUAGAAUUGAAGAAGGCAAAACAAUGAGGACAUCAAGUAAAAAAAUGACGAAUUCUGUUUCAAGUGAUUCUGCUAAUCCAGCUGAAAGGGAAACAGAUGAAGUGGUUCUGAGGAGAAGACAAAAACAGAUCAAUUUUGGAAAGAAUACCCUUGCGUAUGACAGAUACAUUAAAGAAGUUCCAAAGAAUCAGCGAAUACCAGGAGUUCAUCCUAGAACUCCCAACAAAUUUAAGAAGUACAGCCGUAGAUCCUGGGACCAGCAGAUCAGGCUGUGGAAGAUAGCACUGCAUGCCUGGGAUCCUCCUACUGAAGAAACCUGGGAUCUGCAGCCAGUAAGUACAGAACCCUCAGGCAGUUCCCAGGAGUGGUUCUGCAAAGAUCAGGAUGUUUCUUGCUCCUUUGUAUUUGACGAAAAGCAGAAGAGAAAUGAGUGUGAAGAUGAAUGCAGACAGACUGACUACACACUGGAGAGUCCGUGUUCUCCCGAUUCUUCUCCAGUAUGGAAACGCAGAAAAAGAAACAAUUCUGACUCCUCUGUGGUUUCAAAGAGCAAAAACCAUUAUUUGCAUAUGUACCACACACUGGAAAGUCUUACUGAAUCAGGACAUCAGGAGGCUUUUUCACAAUGCUCAGAGUGGGAAGCCUUUGGUGAAAAUGAUGAAGUAAUGACAGUACAACAUGGUAUAGAAAUAACAAGUGACCCGAUUCCGGCCAGUUGCUCUUCUGGAUGGAACAAUCAGAAACAGAAGAAACCCAAUUUCAUUCUGCCUGACAGUAAAACUUGCAGAGAUAGAGACUGCAGACUGGAGAGGCUUAAACUUUGUAGCAGUUUAUUGGAAGAACAUCAGUCAGAAUACCCUGAAAGGGGAUGGGAAAGUGCAAGUGCUGAAGAUAGAAUAAUGAGGAAAAAAAUUUAAAUACCAAGUCUUUCUUUGUAUAUAGAAGUAUUGAAGAAGAAGGACUUUCUCCUGUGACAGAAAAUGAUUUGAAGAAUAGGGAUGUAGUCUGAGAUCAGCAGAUCAAGUCUUGGAAAACUGGUGCAGUCACAUAAGAUCUGCACUGAAAGAGGAAGAGAUUUACAGUCAGCAUAUGUGCAAUCAACAUAAGGUGAAAUGUGCAGGUUUCUCCAGAUCUUCAAGGAUAGAUUGUUUUCUGCAAGAUCUGCCUCAAGUGUAAAACUUCAGAUUUCAUUAGGCCUGUGCUGCAAUGAUGAUGGAUGCUUUUGUGAGAAUGUUUCUGCUGUACCUGCAUCACAUUGUAAAGGCUGCUUCAGUUGAUGGAUCCUGCUGUUGCCAUUUGGAGAUCAUGCUACUUAGAGUGCACUAAUGUUAUGCUGGUGAAUUGGUCCAAUAUCGAGUCAAACUGAAGAAUGCCACCCCUUAAACAAAGGAGUUAAACCCUGUUUCCUCUGCUGGACCAGAACUGUACAUCCAACCUGAAGAACUGCUUGAAAAGAAUGUAGAUAAUUUCAACCUUUCUCCCAUUGUUAAAGACAAACUGUUCUUAGCUUUUGGAUUGGGUGAUCAUCCAUUUGGCUUAUUUACCGUUCUCUGAGAUAAGAUAUAUUAAGCUAGCAUUUGUCUAAGCCUAGUGAGAGAAGAGAAAGAAAAGGUAGAUGGUUUAUCAAAAUCAGAUUCCUCUCUUUAAGGGGAUGAGUGACAGUUUGAACAGCAACACAGCCUAAAUACCUGGAUUUUGCUGUUACGUGUGGUGCAGCCUGACCCGAAGAGCCAAUCUACUGCUAAGAGUGUAAGAGGAUGUGUUCAGUGCCUGCUGUUCCUACAGGAAUUGGAGGUGAGCAGCAGUAUUUGCAGGUUUGGAGCUGUUCUUGGUCAUGGGGUGUCCAGGCUAAGGGUUGUGAUGGUGUUGAGAUAGGCUCUCCUUUGUUUUACUCUUCUUGUGCUGUGCUCAGAAGGUCAAAGCGAGGGCUGUGGCUACAGUGGAGUUUAGCCCAGAUUCGUGUGCCAGUUACAGGAUUUUUUUUACAGUCCUUGGGGCAUUUUAUGUAGCAUGUACUGGGAUACAAAUGUCUGUUAGAGCUGGGAAUUGUCUCUUUGCAGGAGUUCGGUUUGGCUUUUCGCAAGGCCACUGCAGAACUGUGGCAGUGCUAGGGAUGACACACAGCAGCCUUGCUGUGGGGCUGGUAGUAUACCCAAGGGCCAAAAGCCCAUUGUGCUACUGAUGUGGAAGUAAGCUGCUUCCCCAGAAACUACUCCCAGUCCCUUCUGAAACAACAUUUCCAGGCAUGUUCCGGCAUGGGGUUCAGUAGUGUCCCAGCACAAGGGUGGCUCAGUCACACACCACAGAGCACGGAGUGUGUGUAUACAAGGAACACAUCUGUACAGCACUUUUUUAAGAAGUAAUAUUUAGAACCUUGUUGUUCCAGUGUGCAUGCUUUCAUGUGGUUUAUGAUGAUUGUAAAUAAGGGAAUGUGUUACAUUUUUGGCAUUUUGUCUUAAUGCAGAAGAAUUAAAGACUUUAA
Molecule: messenger RNA, 2620 nt
Organism: Gymnogyps californianus (California condor)
Lineage: Eukaryota; Metazoa; Chordata; Aves; Accipitriformes; Cathartidae
Exons: 12
Coding region: 162-1055 (297 amino acids)
Biological process (GO): mRNA 3'-end processing by stem-loop binding and cleavage; mRNA transport
Cellular component (GO): histone pre-mRNA 3'end processing complex; cytoplasm
Molecular function (GO): histone pre-mRNA stem-loop binding; mRNA binding
Source: RefSeq, a predicted model, not a curated record